Racocetra persica is the source of this 266-nucleotide messenger RNA. NCBI's taxonomy places the organism in Eukaryota, Fungi, Glomeromycota, Glomeromycetes, Diversisporales, Gigasporaceae. The record is from the annotation of a GenBank genome assembly.
UAGAUAGAACUCUAAGUUUACAAGACAAAAUUGUAAAAAUUAGAAACAAGUUACUUAGAACCCGACCUUAUAUGAGGAAAACACAGUUAGCCUAUGCCUACUAUCUAGGUAAACUAAUAGAAGAAAAUCCUCUAGAGCAAAGAAUGAUACGACGAGAAGUCUCUAUCUAUUAUUAUAAGGCUUCUAUCAGAGUCUAUAAUAUUUUGAAAGUUUUGGAAUUCAACAAAUCUUUCAAACCACCAAUACAAUACUUGCCAAGAUUAAUG